AUGGCGCGGAUCCGAGUCCUCAUCAGCGGCGCGGGAAUCGCCGGUAACGCGCUGGCCUUCUGGCUGGUGAAGCUAGGCCACGAAGUCACCGUUGUCGAGAAGUUUCCGGUCCUGCGCGCGACCGGCCUGCAGAUUGACCUGCGCGGCCACGGUAUUGAGGUCUUGCGACGCAUGGGGCUCGAGCGCGAGUUCCGCGAGCUGUCAGCGCCAGAGCAGGGGCUGCAGAUCGUCGACGGCACGGGACGCCAGCGCGCCUUAUUCCCGGCCAAUAAACCCGGCGACGGUGGCAUCCAGAGCUUCACCAGCGAGUUCGAGAUCAUGCGCGGCGACCUGUGCCGCCUCUUUCACGAUGCGACCGCUGACCGUGCCCGCUGCAUCUUCGGCACGUCGAUCGCGAGCUUGCAACAGGAGAAUAUGGGCGGCGGGCGAGGCGGGCCCGUCGACGUGACGUUCGAGAACGGCAAGACGGAGCGCUUUGAUCUGGUCGUGGGCGCCGACGGCAUGUGGUCACACACGCGCCGGCUGCUGUUCGGGCCCGACACGCCAGAGACGCUGCGGCCGCUCGGUGGGUUCUGCAUUGCGUACUUCACGAUGCCGCGGGCGAUCCAGGAGGGAGAGGGGUACCUGGCGACGGCGUACAUGGCUCCGGGCCGCCGGGCGAUCAUGACGCGGCGUCAUCGCCCGGACGCGAUGCAGGUGUACCUGCCGUGCCGCAGCGACGGGGGCCGGCUGGCGCGGACGCGGCGCGGCGACGUGGCGGGGGAGAAGGCAGCGUUCGCCGAGUCCCUCGCGGGCGCGGGCUGGCAGGCGGACGAGAUCGUCGCGGCCAUGUGGGACGCCGACGACUUCUACUGCGAGCACCUGCGGCUGGUGACGCUGCCGACGUGGGCGCGCGGGCGCGCGGCGCUCGUCGGCGACGCCGCGUACUGCCCCUCGGCCAACACGGGCAUGGGCACGACGUGCGGCGUCGUCGGCGCGUACGUCCUGGCGGGCGAAAUCGGGCGGCACUGCGGCCGGGGGGAGCACGACGACGACGACAACGCCGCGGGCGCUGACGGCCUCGAGGCCGCGCUCGCCGCGUACGAGCGCACGUUCCGCCCGUACGUCGACAAGGUGACGCGGGGGGUCGCGGAAGACGCCAGCGUGUGGAACAUGCUGCCUUCGUUGGCGCUCGGCGUCGGCAUCAUGCACGCGGUGUUGGGCCUGGCGUCGUACUUCCGGCUCGACUUCUUCCAUCACGUCCUCCGCGAGAAGCGGGUCCAGGGCUGGGACCUGCCGGACUACGAGGAGAUGGUGGGCCGGCGCUAA
This is a messenger RNA of Durotheca rogersii, 1308 nucleotides long. RefSeq names its product FAD/NAD(P)-binding domain-containing protein. NCBI's taxonomy places the organism in Eukaryota, Fungi, Ascomycota, Sordariomycetes, Xylariales, Xylariaceae. Gene Ontology annotation, molecular function: FAD binding. The transcript has a single exon. Bases 1 to 1308 code for a protein of 435 amino acids. The record is from RefSeq and is a predicted model, not a curated record.